AUGGUCAGGCAACUGCCAGAGGGCUCUGGGACCUCACGGGGGUCUUUGGUUGCUCCAGGAUUUGUCCAGCUGGUUGGAGGGGACAGCCCCUGCUCAGGACGAGUGGAGAUCCGUGACGGGAACCAGUGGAAAGCUGUCUGUGACUCAGACUUUGGUCCCAAAGCCGCUGACGUGGUCUGUGGGGAGCUGCAGUGCGGCGUAGCCCUGUCCAUGCCUGGGGCAGCUCAUUUUGGAAAAAGUGGUGGUUCCAUCUGGGACAGAGAGCUGCAGUGUUUGGGGAAUGAAUCCGUUCUUGCCUUCUGCCCAAGAGGGUCCCCCAGGGACCAGCCCUGCACCCAAGCCAACACUGCCGGUCUCACCUGCACAAAGUACACAGGGUUCAAGCUGGUGAAUGGCAGCACAGCUUGUGAUGGAAGAGUGGAGGUCCAGGUGCUGGGGACCUGGGGCACCCUCUGUGCUUCCCAUUGGGACCUCUUGGAUGCCCACGUUCUCUGUCGCCACCUCAACUGUGGGUUUGCUGAGUCCAUUCCUGGAGGAGGGCACUUUGGGAGAGGCACGGGCCCCACCUGGAGAGAGUCAUUCCACUGUGAUGGGACUGAAGGCCACCUGGGACAGUGCCCAGUGACUGCCCUGGGAGCCUCACCAUGCUCCCACGAGAAUGUCGCUGCUGUCAUUUGCUCAGGGCACGAAGCCAACCUGACCCUCUGCAACACCUCCCUGGCCGAGAGUGUGCUGGCAGCAAGUAUUGCAGAGGACGUGGGGGUCGUUUGCUGGGGGAGCCGGCAGGUCCGGCUGGUGAACGGGUCCGGGCGCUGUGCUGGGAGAGUGGAGAUCUACUACCGGGGCAGCUGGGGGACCAUCUGUGAUGAUGGCUGGGACCUGCCCGAUGCCACUGUCGUUUGCCACCAGCUGGGCUGCGGAGGGGCGGUGGAGGCGGUUGGCUCUGCUCGGUUUGGGGAAGGCUCCGGGCAGAUCUGGCUGGAGAGCGUGAACUGCUCCGGGGCCGAAGCUGCUCUCUGGGACUGCCCGGCAGGGUCCUGGGGGAAGCAUGACUGCGGGCACAAAGAGGACGCAGGAGUCGUCUGCUCAGAUUUCAUGGCCCUGAGGUUGGAGAACAGCACCACCUGCUCCGGGCGCCUGCAGGUUUUCUAUAAUGGGACAUGGGGGAGCGUUUGCUCCAACUCAAUGACUCCCAAAACGGUGUCGCUGGCCUGCAAGGAGCUGGGCUGUGGGGAUGCAAAAUCCUUGGAACGAUACCCGACCUCUGGCAGGCUGACUGGCCCCGCCUGGCUGGAUCGCGUGGAAUGUGGGGAGAGAUACAGCUCCUUCUGGCAGUGUCCCUCCUCUCCCUGGGACCCACAGUCCUGCGAUGACCUGCGAGAUGAGACCCACAUCACCUGCAACGACAGGGAGAAGAUUCGUGCCGUGGGAGGCGAGAAGGGGUGCUCGGGCAGAGUGGAGGUGUGGCACCGUGGCUCCUGGGGGACGGUGUGCGACGACUCGUGGGACAUGCAGGAUGCUGAGGUGGCAUGCAGGCAGCUGGGCUGUGGCCCCGCAGUGUCUGCCCUGGGCGAGGCUGCCUUUGGGGAGGGGACGGGCCCCAUCUGGCUGGAGAAGGUGGAGUGCCGGGGGACAGAGCCGUCUCUGCAGGACUGCUGGGCCCAGCCUGGGGACAGCGGUGCCUGCCGGCAUAAGGAGGACGCUGCCGUGAACUGCUCGGAUCCCACCCAGGGCCAUCCAACGGGCAGCGGGAGAGUCUCAUUGCCCGUCAUCAUCUGCAUCAUCCUGGGAGCCCUUCUCUGCCUGCUCCUGGCCCUCCUGGCCAGGCAAGUGUGGAGUGCUAGGGCUGGACGCCGAGGCUCCGAGAGAGCUUGGGAGCCCUUCCCUGAGGCCCUGUAUGAGGAGAUCGGUUACAGCCCGGCGUGGGAGAAGCAGGCAAGGUUCAGCGGCUCAGGCUCCUAUUCAGAGGGAUCCCUGACCAAGGUGCAGCCCCAGCCCGGGGACAGUGAGGAGGAGGAUGGUCUGGGGUCAGCCCCAGACGUCCCUGUCGGGCCCAGAGGUGACCCAGCAGAUGGCUAUGAUGAUGCCAGGGAGGUUUCUGACCCUGGGGAGGAUCCUGCCUCUGGGCAGGGAGACUGGGAAAUGCCCAGGGCCCCAGAGGAGGGAGCAGGGCCCAGGGAUGCACCUGGAGGGGCAAAGCUGCGCUCCCAGAGAAGUGCUGGGGCCCCUGGAGCUGAGGGAGAUGCCUGGUCCCUGUCCCCGGAGAGCACAGGCUAUGACGAUGCUGACGAGGUGUCUCUGGCACAUCCCCCUGAGGACACAAAGGCUGUGACACCAGAGCUCAGUGCCCAACAGUCCCUGGGCCCCGGGCCAGGACAGCCCGUCCCUGCCAUGCAGCUGGGUGCAGCCAGGAGGGAGGAGAGGUCUGUGCAGCUGGGAGAGCCGUGA
This is a messenger RNA of Grus americana (Whooping crane), 2448 nucleotides long. Its product is annotated as scavenger receptor cysteine-rich type 1 protein M130-like. Bases 1 to 2448 code for a protein of 815 amino acids. NCBI's taxonomy places the organism in Eukaryota, Metazoa, Chordata, Aves, Gruiformes, Gruidae. Gene Ontology annotation, cellular component: membrane. The record is from RefSeq and is a predicted model, not a curated record. The transcript has 11 exons.